AUGGUCGACGAAGUUCAUAAAGCCUGUCAGGGCGCCGCGAGUCGGUUUCGGCACCACCUAUGGACUCGGAAUGAUGCGGUCCCCCUACGUGGCCAUGCGGUUUCAACCUGUUCAGCCCAAAUUGGGCCGCUACAGCUACAGCACCCGCAUCCGCCUCGCCGGCGCGGCACCCUCGGCGCCGUCCCAAGUGCGGAAAGUGAACCUGCCGACAUGGACAUGGAGCCGGAUGUCUAUGUCGACGGAGAGAGCUCUCUUCUUUGGCAAAGCCCUGAACGAGAGUUCAAAGCAGCCAAAGUGCUCCGACAGAACUCAAAGGAGAGGCGUUGCUCUGAGGAGCAGCUGAAGGAGUUCAAGCAGCGCUUCAACUACGACGCAGGUGCUACAGAGCUGGCCUACCAGCAUCCAACGAGCAAGAUGACCGCUGCCUACAUCAUAACCUCCCAAGGGGGAGACCACAAUGGUGCCUUCAAAGGACUCGAUGGCGGCGAUUCUGCAAGCGGCUUCUGGAACAUGUGCUAUCGUCUUCUACAGAUGAGUGCGCAUUACAACGUGGUCUACCGCAGGGUGAACUCCGUGAAGGAAGCGACCCAGUUUGUAGAGUCUGUCAAAGGCGAUGCCAAGCUUGGCCAGGCUUUCAAGCAUGUGACCAUCAGCGGUCAUGGAAAUCCCGGCGAACUGGUGUUGGGAAAGCAGAGGCUUCGCUCAGGGGAAAUCGGCGCUGAGAAGAGCCACACAGAGACCGCCAGAUUUCUUCAGGCCUUGAAGCCGGUCCUGAUUCACACAGGCGAUGCAAGAUCAACAGUGUUCUUAGACUCUUGCUCCACUGGCCAGAUGCAAGGGCGAAAAUCCCCGCCCCUGGCGCAGUGCGUUGCUGAAGCUCUUCCUGGUGUGGAGGUCCACGCUUUCAACGACAUCAUGUACCCAGGGACCGUGAAGCUGCAAGGGGACUUCCUUCGCAGCGCGCAGUUUCAGUCGGAGAGCGAGAAGAAAGGGGGAUCGACGUAUACGCCCACCACGUUCAUGGCGAAGGAGCAGGCUCCGAGUUCUGCAGCGCUGCAUUCUGCAGUGCUGCUCCAACGUAGCAACCGGUCCGAGGAUGCAACACCCGAUUUCGAGUUCUUCGAUGGCAUGGCCUUUAUGGCCAACAUAGAGAUGUGUGCCGACUGGUGUGCGUUGAUGGAGGAGUGUCACAGCUUCGAGUUCAUAGAGAUGGAGGACGAGCAACUGUCGCCUUUUGGCCAGUGUGUGCUGCAUGCUGCAGCUGACGAUACAGCUGCCGACGAGCCUAUCGAAAAUCUGUUUAGCCACGACAUCGGGAAGGACUCCGACAUGUUCCGAUUGGAGCGAUGGUGA
Molecule: messenger RNA, 1353 nt
Organism: Symbiodinium sp. CCMP2456
Lineage: Eukaryota; Dinophyceae; Suessiales; Symbiodiniaceae
Source: the annotation of a GenBank genome assembly